AUGGUAUCAGAGACGGUCGCUCCGUCUGGCCAAGUGUCGAGUUGUAGUAUGAUAGGAGUUGAGAUGGCUGGAAAGAAUGAUGUCGCGAUUGCUACUACUUUGGAAGCAUUGGCUCAAGCUUUGCAGAACCAACCAAAUGCAGAUGAAUAUGGUGUAUCUCGUAACUUGGAGAUUUUCCAAAGGGAAAAUCCGCCUACCUUCAAGGUCGAGGCUGAUGACUGGUGGCUAGAGACUCGUCGUAGGUUGGAGGAUGUAGGUGAGGAGAUCUCUUGGGUUGUGUUCCAUGGAGAGUUUCUGAGGAAGUAUUAUCUUGAGGAUGUUCGGGGUAAGAAGGAGAUUGAAUUCCUUGAGUUGAAGCAAGGGAACAAAUCUGUUGUUAAGUAUGCUGCUAAGUAUGUGGAAUUGGCUAAGUUUUAUCCGCACUAUAAUAAGGCAACUUCUGAAUUUUCUAAGUGA
Vicia villosa (hairy vetch) is the source of this 456-nucleotide messenger RNA. RefSeq lists its product as uncharacterized. NCBI's taxonomy places the organism in Eukaryota, Viridiplantae, Streptophyta, Magnoliopsida, Fabales, Fabaceae. The transcript is spliced from 3 exons. The record is from RefSeq and is a predicted model, not a curated record. The coding region runs from base 1 to 456 and encodes 151 amino acids.